This is a messenger RNA of Parnassius apollo (apollo), 903 nucleotides long. NCBI's taxonomy places the organism in Eukaryota, Metazoa, Arthropoda, Insecta, Lepidoptera, Papilionidae. The record is from the annotation of a GenBank genome assembly.
AUGGUCUACAAACAAUUGUUCCGACUAUGGAUGUGUAUCCUUGUGCAAUUCGUAUUCGUUAUACCAAGGCAGCAAAUGUUUCCAACCGAGUCCGGCAGUCGGCUGUUGCGGGGCGAGCUUAAAUACGAUAGCAACUGUGGCUUCUCUAAGAUGCAGACCUGGUUUCUAUUUAUGGUGUUGUUGCUGGCUGGUGCACACGGCGGUGGAGUUACUAAAACCGACGAAGAUGGUAUAUCACAGCCUUGGAGCGAAAAUUUCAAGGAGUUAGAAAAUUUGUACGGUAAAACGUCUGACAAAGAUUUGUACGGGGCAAAAUUGCCCCCUAGUGUCAGAUUUGACGCAGCUAAAAUUAAAUUAAAGGGUAAAGCAAGCGAAUUGGCUCAAGCAAGGCCCACGUACGCGUACAAUCAUAAUUAUGACGAUGUAUUUAACAGUCAAUUUAAGAAAUUAGAAAACCCUGAACACUCUACUAACUACAUCAGUUAUUCAAAUUUUCCAACCAACAACCAACCAACCAGUCCAACAGAAGUUUCUAACACCUACAAUUAUGUAAAGCAUUUGGGACAGACGGAUAAACAGAAUACAGAAUAUCCUACCCAAGAAUCCGGCGGAUUUAAACCAUACUUUAGUUAUGUUGGUAGAAAUCCUGAGGGAAGUGAUAUGCGUUUUUACACUUCAGAAACCAAUAAAGUCAGAGAAAGUGGAAGCAAAGAGAAGUUCGGAGAAAAUAGAAUUCGUGUCACAAACAAAGACAGAAGUAAAGUGAGACAAUUUAAAGGAAAUGCUUUAAUUUCACAUACGAAAUGCCGCGCGGGGGUUUGUAGAAAAAAAAUUACGGACUCUCAUCGGUUCCAUACGAAGCCCACCGUAAAGAAGAUCAAAAAAAUCGUUUAUACUUAUUGA